GAGACCAUUGUCAUCAAUUAUAAGACAAAAACUCCCACGCUAUAAAGGAUGGUGCUCACGCGACCAGCACAGAACGCAUCCUCACCUGUGGCAAGUCGUGUGUUUUCCGUGGAUUGUGGUUUUGUUAAGGAAUACGAAUUCUUUUUUUAAAAUGGCGCUACGAGCACUGACGGUGAUGUUGUUCGUGUAUGGAUGCGCAGGCGCAGCCAUAGAUGCAGAUGAGACCGCUAAAGCCGCAGCCGCCCCUGAACAGGACAAUGACGAUCUAAAAACGGCAGCAAGUAACACUUACACUCGCCGCUUUUCCGACUAUGGUGGGUACAAUAACUACGGAGGGUACAACGGCUAUGGAGUGACCGGGUACGGCCUGGUCGACGACAAAUACAACUACUAUGGAGGCAACGGUGGCUACGACAACGCAAUCGGCUACGGGGGCGGUUACUCCGGAUAUCCGGCUUACAACGGUUACGGAGCCGGGUAUUCCGGAUAUAACAAAGGCUACGGUAGCACCGGCUAUGGCGGUAUAGGAGGUUACGGCGGCUAUGGUGGGUACGGGGGCAAUGGGGGCCUAAACUCUUACUACGGGUACAACAACCCCGCGUAUCAAAGCGGCAACCAUUUGGGAUACGGUUAUUACGGCAAACGAGGAUACGGUGGCAACAUCUACAGCAACGGUAUAACUCCUAGCCUAGUCACCGGAUACAGAGGAUAUUCUAGAAGAUAAUGUUAUUGUUUUAGAUAUAUUUUUUAUAACCUUAGAGUUAAAUAAUAGUACUAGCUAACCAAAGUGUAUUUCCAAAGUUAUUUAUAAAUAAAAAUGUAUGUAAAGCAGUCUAUGAUGUAAAGGAUAAGCAAAACUAAAUUAUGUACAGGAAAUGUAAAAUAAAACAAGAAUAUAAUGCA
This is a messenger RNA of Plutella xylostella (diamondback moth), 903 nucleotides long. RefSeq lists its product as uncharacterized. NCBI's taxonomy places the organism in Eukaryota, Metazoa, Arthropoda, Insecta, Lepidoptera, Plutellidae. The record is from RefSeq and is a predicted model, not a curated record.